This is a messenger RNA of Gasterosteus aculeatus aculeatus (three-spined stickleback), 1130 nucleotides long. It is a transcript of the gene sdhc, whose product is annotated as succinate dehydrogenase complex, subunit C, integral membrane protein. The record is from RefSeq and is a predicted model, not a curated record. NCBI's taxonomy places the organism in Eukaryota, Metazoa, Chordata, Actinopteri, Perciformes, Gasterosteidae. Gene Ontology annotation, molecular function: electron transfer activity. Gene Ontology annotation, cellular component: membrane; respiratory chain complex II (succinate dehydrogenase). Gene Ontology annotation, biological process: mitochondrial electron transport, succinate to ubiquinone; tricarboxylic acid cycle.
AAUCUUGUCUAAUUAUAGCCCUCCAUAGCCUUUUAUUUGAUACUUAAUGAAAUAUUAAUAUAUGGGACCAGUCAAGUGCUGCGUCUAGGCAUCAUUAACUCCACCACCCUGUGUGUGUGUGGCUCCUUUAAAUAUAGUCACAUACAUUAAUUCUGUUUUUAUCCUUUAACAUUUUUCAUUUGUGAAAAUAAAUAAUGUACAGUAUUUGUAGAGCAAAAAGAAAAAACAGUCAUGUAUGAGAAUACAAAGCUGAUUCUGAUUUCCUAGUUCUUGUAGGACUCCUUCUUUGAGUUGGGCUGAAUUAAAUGUUUGGUCAUCCAAAGAUUUUUUUUUCUGAGAUAUAUUUAUCGGGUUGUGAUAAAAAUGCUUUGUUCUUUCGUCCUCACACACCCUGAACAAACAGCCGUUGAAGGUUUUGGACCAGAGAGUUUCCUCACCAGAUGAAACACAACAUCCGGCUACGUCACUUCCGCCCACUCCGUGUCAAACAUGGCGCUGCUCCUAAGGACGAUGGCCCGUCAGGGUGUCUCUCUCUCCAGACCACACUACAGUGUUUUCUACAGACAAGCUGCUCCAAUGGGAACCACAGCUAAGGAAGAAAUGAACAAGUUCUGGUCCAAAAAUGCCAAAUUAAGCCGACCCAUGUCUCCUCAUCUCACCAUUUACAAAUGGUCCGUCCCCAUGAUGAUGUCCAUCACAUUCAGAGGAACUGGAGUGGGGCUCAGCGGAGCUAUCUCAGCCUUUGCCUUGGCAGCGCUGGUACUACCGGAGAGUUACCCCCACUACCUGGACCUGAUCCACUCGCUCUCCGUCGGCCCCUAUCUCCUUGGUUUGGCCAAAUUCGCCCUCGUCCUCCCCGCGUCGUUCCACACCUACAACGGCAUCCGCCACUUGUGCUGGGACCUUGGCAAGGGCUUCAGAAUCCCCGAGGUGUACCGCACCGGCUACACGGUCAUCGGCCUGUCCGUCAUCACCUCCAUAGCCGUGGCUUUCUUCCUCUGAGCAGACGACCAGAAGAGAGGAAAGGGAAUCUGCACUCGCGUUCACUGUGGGAGUUUUGUGUAUAUGUUGUUGCCUACUGCAGGCACUAUUUCAUCAAAGAAUUAAAUAAAGGCUUAUAUUAUACUGUA